AUGCUUUUCGACGAGCUCUCCACGCAGCGGAUCGUGCGCGUGCGGCCGGAGCCGCCCGAUGUCGCCCUCGCCCUCGUGCAACGCGAGCUCUCCCGCGCGAACGCCGCCGCCGCCCCGGAGGCGGCCGCAGCAGCCUCAACCGCGGCGCCGCUCUCCUCCGCGCUCCCCGCGCCGGCCCUCCCCGACUGCCCCGCCCUCCCCGCGUGCCUCAAAACCGAGGCGUCGCUUCGCUUCGACACGCGCGCGCACGACCUGCGCGGCGCGGCCGUGCGGCUGCUCGCGAAGCCUCGCAGAGGGAUCGGCUCCUUCCCGGCCGCGUCGCGUUCCGGCGCGCCCGAGCUGGAGGAUUUUGCACCGCACGGGGACGUCUUCCGGCGCUUCAAGGUGCAGCAGGCGCUCUAUCGAGAGGUUGGCAAGGACGCGCCCUUCCUCGCCGCCUACGAGCGGCUCGUGCGUGACGUGAUCCUGCCGCACCUGCGGAGCCGGCUCGAGGGGGCCGAGGAGGAGGGAGAGCCAGAGUUCCACUACCAGUUCCCCCCCACGCUCCGCGUGCAGCCCGGCCCGUCGCACGAGCACGGCCCGCUCCACGCAGACAAGGACUACGGCCACCAGGCCGGCGAGGUCAACUUUUGGCUCCCGCUCACCUCGCUCGAGCGCACGCGAACCACGCUGCACGUCGAGACGAGCCCCGGUCGCGGCGACUUCCACCCGCUCCUGCUCGACUAUGGCGAUGCGGCGGCGUUCCACGGCUGCCUCUGCCGCCACCACGCGCCCGCCAACCCGACGCCCUUCACGCGCGUCUCCAUUGACUUUCGGGUCGGCGUGUCCCCGCACUUUGACCCCGGCUGGAGGGCCGAGGGGGUCAAGGCGUUGCACGGGUGGCGAAAGGCGUAG
Molecule: messenger RNA, 894 nt
Organism: Emiliania huxleyi CCMP1516
Lineage: Eukaryota; Haptophyta; Isochrysidales; Noelaerhabdaceae
Exons: 1
Coding region: 1-894 (297 amino acids)
Source: RefSeq, a predicted model, not a curated record